This is a messenger RNA of Trichomycterus rosablanca, 1125 nucleotides long. RefSeq names its product BOLA class I histocompatibility antigen, alpha chain BL3-6-like. Gene Ontology annotation, biological process: immune response. Gene Ontology annotation, cellular component: external side of plasma membrane. The record is from RefSeq and is a predicted model, not a curated record. The transcript has 6 exons. Lineage: Eukaryota; Metazoa; Chordata; Actinopteri; Siluriformes; Trichomycteridae. The annotation marks the transcript as partial.
UUUACCCUCAGCCUCUUCAAUAAAGCAGUGACACACUCUCUAAAGUACCUCUACACUGCAGUCAGAGGAGUAAAUUUCUCAGAAUUUACUGUUGUUGGUAUGGUGGAUGGAGAGCAGAUUGUUUACUAUGACAGUAACAUCAGGACACUGAGCCCAAAGACGGAGUGGAUGAAGAAGAUUGAUGCUGAUGAUCCACAUUACUGGAAGAGAGAGACACAGCGUAUGCAGGGUGAAGAGGAGAACUUCAACGUACUUCUGACUACAAUAAUGAAGAGUUUUAAUCACACAGAAGAGAAUCACACACUGCAGAGGAUGUACGGCUGUGAUGAUAACGGCACCACUAGAGGAUUUGAUCAGUACGGUUAUGAUGGAGAAGAUUUUAUUAGUCUGGAUUUGAGAAAUAAAACCUGGACUGCAGCAAACGCUAAAGCUGUAAUUACCAAACAUGCGUGGGAAGCUGAGAACUAUAAUAUGAAGAGGAAGAACUACCUGGAGAAUGAGUGUAUCACCUGGUUGAGGAAGUACGUCUUGUACGGCAGAGAGACUCUGGAGAGGAAAGUUCGUCCUGAAGCGUCUGUGUUCUACAAGCACUCCAAUUCUUCAGAGCUGGUGUGCCACGCUACAGGUUACUUCCCCAAAGAAAUAAAUAUGACCUGGGAGAAGGAUGGGGAGAAAAUGGAUGUGAGUCCCAAUGACACGUUACCCAACAAUGAUGGAACCUUCCAGAAGAGAGCCGUUCUGAGAGUCUCACCUGAGGAGCUGAAGGGACACAACUACACCUGUGUGGUUCAGCACAGCAGCCUGGAGAAGGACUUAGUGCUUAAAGCUCCAGGUGGAGUUCCUCUUGGUAUCAUCGUUGGUGCAGUCGUGGCUGUUCUUGCUCUGGUUGCUCUGGUUGCUGGACUUCUGAUCUGGAAGAAGAAGAAGCAAAAGAAGAAUUCUGAUGAUGCCAACAAUCCUCAGUCGGAUCUCUCAAGUACCGAGAGGGAUCCACUAAUUCGGGAGUUUUCAACCUUUUUGGACAUGAGCCCCUCUCCAUGUGCCGACCGCGAACCUGCAACCACGCCCCUACUUGAACUACAGGUACUCGAUGGGCACGCCCCACAGGUUGAAAACCCCUGUUGA